This is a messenger RNA of Daldinia vernicosa, 807 nucleotides long. Its product is annotated as CHRromatin Organization modifier domain-containing protein. The transcript is spliced from 2 exons. Gene Ontology annotation, molecular function: chromatin binding. Gene Ontology annotation, biological process: negative regulation of transcription by RNA polymerase II; chromatin organization. The coding region runs from base 1 to 807 and encodes 268 amino acids. The record is from RefSeq and is a predicted model, not a curated record. NCBI's taxonomy places the organism in Eukaryota, Fungi, Ascomycota, Sordariomycetes, Xylariales, Hypoxylaceae. Gene Ontology annotation, cellular component: pericentric heterochromatin.
AUGGCACCUUCACGCGUCCAAGGCGCGUCCACUAUUAGCAAGAAGCCACCUCGUCUCCUUCGCUCUAGUUCCAUAGAUAGGAACGUUGACGUUGUCGUUGCCCAACCCCAACGUCCCGCGCGUCCCUCUACUGUUGUCUACCUAAGACCCGUUAAAGAGGAGACCGACUGGGAUAACAGCGAUGAUGAUGAUAACGGCAAUCACAAUUUAGACGAAUCCCCUUGCCAGAAAUUACAGCGCAAAGUUGUGAAGAAUGAUACCAAGAUCAAACCUGGCGGCACUCACAAGGAAACUGGGCCCAUCAACCAGCUUGCUCGCAAGUCUUCGCGUAUCCAGGGAAAGGCGGCCUUGGACGUGGCGGGAGUCGACACUAAGCCUGCUCGUAAGGCCACCAGAAAACUCUCCGUCGUCCUUGGAAUUGCACCUACGGCCGAGGAGGAGCAUUCGCAAGGUCCUCGACGAUCUACCCGGGUUGCUGCAGCCACUGCUACUUCCCGCAUUACGGAGGCGAGUACCAAGAAAUCUAAGAUCGCUUCCGCAAACCCUGCUGCCCUGAAGCCAAAGUCUAGGGGCGUCUCCCGCCGUGGUCGGACCUCAGGUGCUAAGGCUAAGGCUGAAGCUGCUAAUAAGGAAUGGCAGGUCGACAAGAUUGUGGGCAUCCGAAAGAACAAAACUCGAGGGACCGAAUACCUCGUCAAAUGGGCCGGCUUCCCUGAUGAUGAGAACACCUGGGAGCCCGAGGGGAACCUAGACCAUUGUCGCCGCAAACUUGCCCAGUUCAACGCAACGCUUGCCCGCAAGAAGUGA